Messenger RNA from Aspergillus oryzae RIB40, 1005 nucleotides. RefSeq names its product WW domain protein. The record is from RefSeq and is a predicted model, not a curated record. The coding region runs from base 1 to 1005 and encodes 334 amino acids. The transcript is spliced from 2 exons. Lineage: Eukaryota; Fungi; Ascomycota; Eurotiomycetes; Eurotiales; Aspergillaceae. Gene Ontology annotation, molecular function: protein binding.
AUGUCGUACUACGGUGCUCCCCCUCAACCCCCAUAUGGGCAGCCUCCAUAUGGACAGCCUCCAUACGGGCAGUCUCCCGGAGGCUAUGAGCGCCCCCCAUAUGACCAGCGUCCUCCCUACGGUGAGCGCCCCUCUUACGACAGGCCUCCAUACGAACAGGGGCCUCCCGGUGACCGUCCACAAUACGACCGUCCCCCUUACGAACAGGGACCUCCCUCUGGCGAGCGCCCACCAUACGACCGUCCCCCUUACGAGCAAAGGCCUCCCUCUGGCGAGCGCUCACCAUACGACCGUCCCCCUUACGAACAGCCACCUCCCGGCGAGCGUUCGCAAUACGAGCGCCCUCCAUAUGGGCAGCCCCCUCAAGACCAACGCCCUCCGUAUGACAGACCACCAUCCGAGAGACCCCCAUACGAAUCAGACCGUUCCUUCGACUCCCGCCCUCCCUACUCCUCCGCACCACCUUCCGCCCGUCCUCCUCAAAUUCCCCCACCACCUCUUCCCAUGGGUUGGGUUCAGGAAUGGGAGCCCAACGCCCGCCGCGCCUUCUGGGUUGAGGUAGCCACCGGCAACUCCCAGUGGGAGCAGCCUUUUGGCGACUCCUCGCGUGACAUGGGCCCCGGUGGCCCUCCCGCUAUCAUGAGCCCCCCUCCUUCCGGCCCGAUUAGUCCUCCCCCUGGUGGCUACUACGGCGGUCCCCCUCCCCAGGAGGGAGGCUACUACCCUCCUCCUCAGCAGGGCGAGUACCAGUCUGAGGCCGACAGGAAGAAGAGUGAAAAGAAGAAGAUGCUCAUGGGAGCCGCCGCCGGUUUGGCGCUUGGUGGUGUUGCCGGAGCUGUUCUUAAUCAUGAAUUUGGCGGUUCUGACUCCGAGUCUGAAAAGGAGGAGGAGGAGGAGGAGGAGGAGGAAGUCGUCGAGCACAAGAUCGUGGAACAGCACAUCUACCACCACUACGACGAGCCUUCUGAGGAGCGCGCUUACUCUCCUCCGCCGGAUGACUGGUAG